AUGGAUCAACUUCCUCGAGAUGUUCUCACAAGGAUAUUUUCCGAUUUCACUUACGCCGACCAGACGGCAACGCUAUCAUUGGUGUGCAAAGUGUUCAGUGAAGUGAUCCGUGCCAUGAAGCCGCACUUCUUCGAUUCGAUCCCCAGUGAAGUGUUGCUCCGUGUCUUUGACAAUUUUGAUCUUCGCGAGAGGGCAUCGCUCGUCAGGGUUGACCGUCGUUUCCGUGAUCUAAUCGUCGAGAAGAGCAGCGGAGUGGCCGAGGUGAACGUGCUCAACAUAUUCGAGGAGCACAUCUGGCUCCAACUCGGUGCGCCGCAACUCUUCCCGGUGAUUACCGUCGAGAAUCCCGAUGAGCUGAUCAAUAUCCUGCGAUACAUCAAGAACGUCAGUGCCGCCAAAGUGUGGUAUGAAUCGUCAGAAUUCGGGCAGCGCGCGAUUGAUCAGCUAGCCGAUUCGAAGAUGAAAAUGAGCUGUGUUGAUGUCUAUCCAUAUGCACCGGAGCAAAUCCUGGAUUAUCUGGACCGGAAAUUGCCAGAAUUGGGGGCGUUGACGAUGAGGCCGCAUGGGCAAAAUGUGUGGAAUGGAGUGCGGAUGACACAAAUGCCGGCUUUCAACGGAUUACGCACGCUUAUUAUGGACAAUUUUGAUAUUGGGGGAGACACCCCGAUCGAAUUCCCACCGAACGUGACAACAUUCGAAUUCUCGAAUCGAGGCACCCAUCACGACCCUCCACAAUGGGUUACUGUGGCCGAGAAGCUGUAUCAGAUGCCCCUGAUCGAAUUCCUUGGCUUCUCCCAUGCUCGAUUCAACACCAUUGAUGAUCUGUCUCGCAGGAACAUGGCCCUGUGUCCACGAGUUGAAAUUGAUCAAUCCGGUGACGAGGCGAGCAACGAAUUUCUGAUGGCUAUGAACACGCACUCGCUGCUAUUGCGCAAA
Messenger RNA from Mesorhabditis spiculigera, 936 nucleotides. The record is from the annotation of a GenBank genome assembly. NCBI's taxonomy places the organism in Eukaryota, Metazoa, Nematoda, Chromadorea, Rhabditida, Rhabditidae.